UAGGAUACUCCUUCAGAAAAAAACUUUCCCUGUCCAGAGAAGCAGCAAUAAUGGCUUCUUUUCUGAAAGUAGGGUUGAUCUUGGCCGCCUUCUUCGUCUUCGCCGGGCUGAAUUCGUCGGCCGCGAAGAUCUACACCGUCGGCGACUCGAUCGGAUGGACGAUAUUGAACAGCCCCAACUACACAGCUUGGGCUGCUUCUAAAACCUUCCAUGUGGGUGACAUUGUCACUUUCAACUACAACAAACAAUUCCACAAUGUGUUGGAGGUCAGCAAAGCAGACUACAAUGCAUGCACCAAUCAUUCUACUUUAGCAAUGUAUUUCUCCGGCAAAGACUCCAUCACCAUUAAAACCGCCGGGCACCACUAUUACAUCUGCGGCGUUCCCGGCCAUUGUCAGCUAGGCCAGAAAGUUGACAUCUUUGUUGGAGGCGGCAAAGCUUCCGCUCCUUCCUCCUCUGCUGCCCCUUCUCCCUCUGCGUCGCCGGCUUUCGCACCAAGCACGGGACCUUCGUCGAGCAACUCGGCACUCGCACCAAGCACCGGUGCUCACCUGUCAACGACAUUGGCGAUGAUCAUCGGGGUUAUGGCGAUGGCAAGUGCUACUGUAUUGAUAGGGUUUUAGAAAUUAGGGUUUUGGAGUUUUUGUGCGUGUAUGUUUGAUAAUGUGAGAACCAUUUUAAAUUGAGUUUUAAUUAUCAGUAGGUUGUGGGAAGUUGUUUGUUAUUGACUUGAGAAAACUAGUGUUUUUCUUAAUAUAUGAGGGAAAGACAACUUAUUAUGUUG
Phalaenopsis equestris is the source of this 784-nucleotide messenger RNA. RefSeq names its product mavicyanin-like. The record is from RefSeq and is a predicted model, not a curated record. The transcript is spliced from 2 exons. NCBI's taxonomy places the organism in Eukaryota, Viridiplantae, Streptophyta, Magnoliopsida, Asparagales, Orchidaceae. Gene Ontology annotation, cellular component: plasma membrane. The coding region runs from base 51 to 623 and encodes 190 amino acids. Gene Ontology annotation, molecular function: electron transfer activity.